Molecule: messenger RNA, 1374 nt
Organism: Camellia sinensis
Lineage: Eukaryota; Viridiplantae; Streptophyta; Magnoliopsida; Ericales; Theaceae
Source: RefSeq, a predicted model, not a curated record
AUGAUUAAGAAAGCCGAGCACAUGAGGGAAGUACUCUCUGUUCAGCUCGCUAUGAAGAAAGGAAAAACCGAAGAAAAUGAUAUCCUUACCUUCUCAAGUAAAGACUUGGAGAGAAUUCAGAUGCCUCACAAUGACGCUCUAGUAGUGACUCUUCGCGUCAAAGACUUCGACAUCAAGAGGAUCUUGAUUGACCAGGGGAGUUCGGUCGAGAUCAUGUAUUACGACGGGUUCAAGCAAAUGAAGUUACAGGACAAGGACUUGGCCCCUGCGACGUCUCCUCUGGUUGGCUUCAACUCUCAGCCAGAAUGGCCGGUAGGAAAGAUCAUACUGCCGGUCAAGGUGGGCUCGGUCAUAAAGCAAGUUGAAUUCUGGGUGCCCAAGGUCCCAUCAACCUACAACUUAAUCUUGGGCAAGGGUUGGUUGCACGCCAUGCAAGCAGUAGCAUCGACCUACCAUCAGGUUCUGCGCUUCCCGGCGCCAAUCGGGCGGAUAGAAGAGGUCUGGGGAGAUCAGGUGAUGGCAAAACAAUGCUUCGUCGCGGUGAACGGCAGCCGAGCCGCCAAAGAGUUUGUCCAAAUGAUAGAGGGACCAGAGGGAAAGGAAGUCUUGGAAGACAUGGGGAGAAGGGCCGAAGAGAAAUCAAUUAAAGAUUUGGUGGAGGUGCGCAUGGACGAGAAUGAUCCAAAUAAGUUCUUUCUCUUGGGCUCGUCCCUGUCCAGCGCAGAGCGGCAUGAGUACGUUGACUUCCUGAUUUCCAAUAUGGAAGCCUUCGCAUGGACGCCUUACAAUAUGCCUGGCGUCAACCCAAAUUUCAUUUGCCACCGGUUAAACGUCUUUUCGAAUGCGCGGUCGGUCAUCCAAAGGACACGCCGCUCGGCCAUGCACCAUGCCAAGGUAGUGGCGGAGGAAGUCAAGAACUUGCUGGAAGCAAGGGCAAUAGAAGAAGUGCAAUACUCUCGGUGGAUAUCCAACACAGUGGUAGUUCCGAAAAAGAACGGCAAAUGGCGGAUAGCCAUGUAUGAACCAGACCGAGAGAUCACAUCGUUCACUACUCCUAGAGGCCUGUAUUGUUAUAAAGUCAUGCCGUUCGAACUGAAAAAUGUCGGGACAACUUUUCAAAGGAUGGUGACCAAGAUGUUUGCUCCCCUUCUGGGCCAUACCAUGGAGGCCUACAUCGACAACAUGGUGGUAAAGAGCAGGGAAAAGUCUCAACACCUCGCCGACCUAGCAGAGAUGUUCGCUACACUAAAACAUCAUAAGCUUCGUUUGAAUACUUCCAAGUGCACCUUCGAAGUCGGCACUGGAAAUUUUCUGGGUUUUCUGGUCAUGAACCGAGGGAUUGAAGUCGACCCAUCCCAAAUCAAGGCUAGAUAA